Molecule: messenger RNA, 5318 nt
Organism: Thunnus maccoyii (southern bluefin tuna)
Lineage: Eukaryota; Metazoa; Chordata; Actinopteri; Scombriformes; Scombridae
Gene: ubp1
Product: upstream binding protein 1
Exons: 15
Coding region: 1243-2763 (506 amino acids)
Biological process (GO): regulation of transcription by RNA polymerase II
Cellular component (GO): nucleus
Molecular function (GO): RNA polymerase II cis-regulatory region sequence-specific DNA binding; DNA-binding transcription activator activity, RNA polymerase II-specific
Source: RefSeq, a predicted model, not a curated record
AUUACAUUUAUAACCCUGGUCUCAUUUAAAAAGAUAAAAGGUUACAACCAGGAAGUCAGAAUGAGUAAAAGUGAUUCUGAAAAUAAUGCCAAGCCUUAAGUGUCCCAUGGGUGGGACAGCGUCGCUUAUCAGGUUAAUGAAUAACUAUUUUGGUUAUUGCUUAAUUUUACUAUUGAUAAGAUCAAUUAGCGCCCUGUUAUUAGUUCGUAAGAGUUAUUUAUGUCUGUGAGUAAAGCAAGAGGCAUGUAUGUGCAUCAUUAUUUCAUCUUUGUUGACAUUAAUAACUUUGUAGAUGUAUUAUUAUAGUUUAUGGGAGGCAGGAGCGCAACUACAGUUGGACACAAUGACGCAAGCUAGGAGGCCGCUGAUUGGCUAAUCACCCUGCGCUGGGCCCAGGAGGCGCCUUCUGAUUGGCUGUCCGACGUCCUGGCAGCACGGAGCAACGGGUCUGUGUCUGUGUGCUGCGGGAGCCAUGUUGAUGCCUGGUUUUGUGUCAACCGCUGCACUCUGGAUGGUUAAAGGACUGCGUGUCGAAGACUGGGAGCCUUAGCGGUGUUUCCAGCACCGCGAUGAGAAGAGGAGAGCGCGCUGGGACGGUACAGGAGAGCUACGCGUAGCUCACCGGACAUCAGUCGAUUCAAGAGCAAAGUGAUGCUAGUUAGCUUGAUAGCUAGGUAGCAACAGCUGUGCAGGCGCUGCGUGGGAUGCGGCGGCGUGUGGACUAAAACAAUAUCCGCUCUGCUUGUUGCGUUUCGUUGAGCUAACGUUCGCUAGACUGCUUUAAGACUCAAACGAAGCUGCUAUAUUCACGCUAGCUUGCUUAAGAUGCCUUCGUAAAGCUCGCUAGCUGUUAGCUAACGUUAGCAUGCUGACAACCAGCUCGCAUCUUUCAGUCACGACUAACGUUUUGCUCGCUGAGCGGACCCUAACUUGUCGCUACUUUCAGACAGUCUGCCAGCUGUGGAGCAACCCCAAGAGCCCCCCAAAAGUGACCCCGAGUGGAGAUAAUGGCGAUGCAUGCAGCCUCUGUGGAAAGCUACCGAUUCUCCUGGCCAGCUUGUGAAGGAGCAGCUAACGGGCUAGCAGCGUAACUUUCCUCUCCGCGGUGUCACUCAGCAGCUGCAGAGAGCCCACUCUUCUUCUUCCUCCUCCUCCUCCUCCUCGCUAGCAGACCUGUCUCUCGUACCUGAAAGCAAGCUGGCGGCCCCCCGAGUAGAAGCAGAGGACAAGGAGCUGGGGCCGAUGGCCUGGGUGCUGAAGAUGGACGACGCCACCAUCGAGUCGGGGCUGGUGCACGACUUCGAUGCCAGCCUGUCCGGCAUCGGGCAGGAGCUGGGGGCUGGAGCCUACAGCAUGAGUGAUGUGCUGGCUUUGCCAAUCUUUAAGCAGGAGGACUCCAGCCUUCCUCCUGAAAACGAGACCAAAAAUCCCCCAUUCCAGUAUGUGUUGUGCGCCGCCACCUCGCCUGCUGUCAAGCUGCACGACGAGACGCUCACAUACCUAAACCAAGGCCAGUCUUACGAGGUGCGUUUGUUGGACAACAGGAAAACAGGGGAGUUUCCAGAGCUCAAUAACAAGAUGGUGAAGAGCAUAGUGCGAGUGGUGUUCCAUGACCGCCGGCUGCAGUACACAGAGCACCAGCAGCUGGAGGGCUGGAAGUGGAAUCGUCCUGGCGACCGUCUCCUUGACAUCGAUAUCCCCAUGUCAGUGGGCAUUGUGGAGCCGAAGACUCACCCCUCCCAGCUUAACGCUGCAGAGUUCCUCUGGGACUUAAACAAAAGAGCUUCUGUUUUUGUGCAGGUGCACUGCAUCAGCACAGAGUUCACUCCCAGGAAGCACGGCGGAGAGAAGGGCGUCCCCUUCAGGAUCCAGAUUGACACGUUCGCCCAGGGAGAGAGUGGAGAGUACACAGAGCACCUCCACUCAGCCUCCUGCCAAAUCAAAGUCUUCAAGCCAAAGGGGGCAGAUCGUAAACAAAAGACAGACAGGGAGAAGAUGGAGAAGCGCACAGCUCAAGAGAAGGAAAAGUACCAGCCUUCUUAUGAUACCACUAUCCUGUCAGAGUGCUCACCCUGGCCAGACACCGCCUACGUCAGCACCAACCAGGCAGCUACUCCCUCCUUCACCUCCACCCCACUGUCCACCUACACGACCUCCUCAGUACCGGACAGUGACUCUUCUUCUCCCAAUCACCAGGCAGACCCUGGCAGCCAUGGCAACACAGAGCAGUUGAGCCCCACUGCCUCCAUACAGGACGCCCAGAAGUGGCUUCUGAAAAACCGCUUCAACUCCUACACACGGCUCUUCUCUCACUUCUCAGGUUCUGAUUUGUUGAAGUUAACCCGGGACGACCUGGUCCAGAUUUGCGGGCCAGCAGAUGGGAUCAGACUCUUCAAUGCACUUAAAUCCAGAUCGGUGCGUCCAAGGUUGACGGUGUACGUCUGUCAGGAGUCGCCUCGGGAGAGCCCCCUGCUGGAGAGACACAGCAGCAAUGAAAAUGGAGAGCACAGCAUCUCCCCUAGUUUACAUGUGUACCACGCUCUGUAUCUAGAGGAGCUGACAGCAGCAGAACUGAUCCGCAAGAUGGCGUGUGUGUGCAGCCUUCCACUGGGAAAUAUCAACCAGGUGUACAGACAGGGUCCUACAGGCAUACACAUCCUGCUUAGUGAUCAGAUGGUUUACAACUUGCCUGACGAGAGCUGUUUUUUGAUCAGCACUGUCGAAGAUGAACUGGGCGAGGGACUCCAUCUAAUCCUGAAGUAGUGAGGAGGACAGAUGGCGUCACUAAUACUCCACCCUCUGUUUUGGAGCAGAAGCCUCCCUCUGUCCCUCCCUCCCUCCCUCCCUGCCUCUACUCCUCUACUUCCUCUCUCUGUCUCUCUUUCUCUCUCUCUCUCUCUCUCUCUCUGUCUUUCUCUCUCUCUCUCUUUCUCUCUCUCUCUCUCUCUCUCUCUAAAUGAUUGCCGGAUGGAAAGCAGAGAGACUGCGCUAAGCCAUGUAAAUGUUAGAAUCUGACAUGGGUGUGUCCACUGUUUCAUAUUGAAAACACUAUUAACGGAGGAGACUAGUUAAAAGAGGAGAGACUGGGAGGCACAGGGUUUAGGGGAAAGAUACUAAUGUUCUAUGUAUUUUGGUUUUAUUAUUUUUAUUGUUUUGUUUUUUUUUUGCUUUUGUUUUUUUUUUUUGUCUUUUAUAUGGUUCUGUGUGGCGAAGAGAGGGGGAGGCUCCAGGAGAGAGGGGAGAGAUGUUCUGGCUGGCAGGAGAAGGAGAGAAAGCAGAGUUGUUGUUUUUUUUCCCUUAUUGCUCGUUGCCCUUCCUACACAACGCGCACAACCAGCACUAGGCCAGUAUUUGAUAACCUUUUACUGCUGAACAGCAUGCGAUCUCAACAUACUAACUUGCUUUUAAAAGGAGAAUCCCAACUUACUCUGCUUGUUUAACAUUCGCGCGGGGGGUUGUCAUAGUGAACCAUUUAUUGAUCAGCUUGGUAACCCCUGAUAAUAUCCAGGCUAAAUUUGUGGAGGUGGCGUCAUUUGUGGAUCUUGUCGCCAUCAUUCAAAUCUUUUUUUUUUUUUUUUUUUUCUUGGAAUUUGUUGGACGGACUGAUUUCAUUCAUACGUGUCCCGUAGAGUCACCUGAUGUGAUUUUUAGACUUCCAGCCAUAUCUGUCUGCCCCCCCCCCCCCACGUCGACACGAUGUCACACACACUCUAUCUUAAAAGUACGUCCUGUUUGGCCUGCGCUUUUUACCGUUUUUAGUUGAUGCUUCUAUUUAUGGCUGAGCGUUUUCUAUUGCUCUCAUUGAAAUUACUUGUUUUUGGUGCCAUAUUGGCUUCUUUUUUUUUUUUUUUUUUUAAGCUCUUUUACUCACAUUCACGCAAACAAACACAUGGAGCACACAUACGCCUCAUCUUUUACUCCUCUGCUUUCCGUGCUUUCUUUGAAACACUGGUUGAAAGGAGUGUGGUUUACGCCUUCUGGGAUUUUGGCCAUGUAUGUGCAGAAAAAAACGGGAGCGAGCCUCUGUAGAAGACUGACACGCAGAGCAGUAACGCCUAUCCAAAAAACCUACUAUAAUGUGGACCAAAUGGUUUCCGAUUGAUAGGCAUUUUUAGAGGAAAAGCCUCGUUGGCUCUGUACAUCUUGGUCAUUAGAAGCAUUCAUCAGAUGGCAAAUUAAACCCUCAUCUAGUGGAGUUGCUUGUGCGCCGCAUGUACAAAGUCCUGAACCCUCCUAUGCCAGAAUCUGCUUCACAAGAAACUUACCCAUUACGCAGCAGUCUGGUAGAAACGUAUCAGCGCGACAGCCUGGUUUCAAUUGUCUUAUCCUGUAGACUAGAAAAUCAUGGCAGCUCCACAUCCAUCUCCAGAAUCUUGUGUUGUUUUUAUGUAGCUGAACACAGGAAGUGCAGAUCAAGUGUUUUUGAGUGCCCUCACCUUUUGAAAAGUGACAGGAAACCUCACACAGGUCCUGGGAGUCGCUGUUGGUUUAGUCGACCCCCUUAAUUUUUUUGGUACACAGUGUCUGGCAAUGUUGAAGUGCAUACAGUACGUAUGUUUGUGUGCAUUGCACGCCCUCUAAGUGUCAGAAAGUGUGUAUGUGUGUGUGCAUGUGUAUCAUUUUUUCGUUUCUUGCAAAGAAGACUUGAUUAUGUCAGUACUCGUCAUGAACUUUUUCCUGUUGGUAUGAUCAAACUGUGUUUAGCUUGCCAUUUAGUAAAGAACAUGUGGAAGAUGGGGAAGAGAGGAGUAAUUUGGGUCUUGGUGAGUGUAACCCCCUCCCCCCCUCCUUCUUUUUCCAGAUGUUAGAGACCAAGCCUGCACUGAAAAAUCACAAAACUCAAGCUUGAUGUGUAGUCAGUAGUCCUACAGCCACACCCUCUUCUUAUCCGCCUAUGACAAGGAGAACAAAAAAAUAACAAAAAAAAGAAUGUCGAGACUAAAAAAGCGUCUGUGUGUUCGUCUCACCACACACACCAGAGCCGGGACUGUAGCUCUUGUGGUGUUUACAAGGACAUGAGUACCACAGCACAGUAAACUGUUCGACUCAAAAAUUAGUGCGUAUAGAGCUGACGUGAUGCCAAGUCGGGCGGAACUCCGGUGAGCAGUUCUGGUCUCCCGAGGGGCCUGACCGAUCAUCUGUCUCUCUGUGUGACAGAGUGUGUGUAAGCGUGUGCGUGUGUGUGUGAGGGAGUGAGCGAGCAGGAGAGGUGACCACUGUUCAUGUACAGCCUAAUGUCAAUGAUGAUGCUUCUCAUGUGCACAUGCUGGAGAUGUACACGACCACAUGUGCUGGGAAUAAAUGAUUUCAUAACUUUC